Messenger RNA from Phymastichus coffea, 1531 nucleotides. It is a transcript of the gene eIF3i, whose product is annotated as eukaryotic translation initiation factor 3 subunit I. Bases 410 to 1390 code for a protein of 326 amino acids. Gene Ontology annotation, molecular function: RNA binding; translation initiation factor activity; protein binding. Lineage: Eukaryota; Metazoa; Arthropoda; Insecta; Hymenoptera; Eulophidae. The record is from RefSeq and is a predicted model, not a curated record. The transcript has 7 exons. Gene Ontology annotation, biological process: cytoplasmic translational initiation. Gene Ontology annotation, cellular component: eukaryotic translation initiation factor 3 complex, eIF3m; cytoplasm.
CGAAAAGAGCGACGUAUACGGUCGCUGUUUGUUUGCCAGGGUGAGUUCGUGCCGAUUAGUGCAGCGUUUGGUGGCCACCGUGUCGAGAUUCGAGAAUCCGGGGGCGACCAUAUAGUGCCAUCGUACAGUGUGUCUUGGUUUCCCCAAUGACAGAGGCUGUUUUCAGUAAUAUGGAAUUCAUGGCUGUUUCAAAGAUCAUUGAGCUUCAUUGCAACGAUUGUCUGUUGCGGCAAUAUGGUGGUGCCACCUGGAGGUGUACUUUCUUCUGUAUCUGUGCACUCUGUGCAGACUGUGCUGUGGGCUGUGGUAAAUCACUUAUCAGCGUCGUGCGUCACCGCGUGAAAAUUCACUGACGGCUUAAGAUUUUUCAUUUGUUACUUGCAAGAAAGUGCUACACAAAUAAAACAAUAUGAAACCCUUAAUGUUGCAUGGGCACGAGCGUGCCAUUACAAAAAUUAAGUACAACAGAGAAGGAGAUCUGCUUUUCUCAGCCAGUAAAGACAAACAGCCCAAUGUAUGGUACUCCUUGAACGGUGAAAGAUUGGGCACAUUCAAUGGACAUAAUGGUUCAGUCUGGUGUAUUGACGUCAAUUGGGAUACCACACGUUUUCUGUCUGGCAGUGGUGACAAUUCACUGAGAAUAUGGGAUUGCACAACAGGGAAAGAAAUUAGCGAAUUGUCAACCAACAGUUCUGUGAGAGCUUGUUCUUUCAGUUACUCUGGUAAUCUUGCUGUUUAUGCAACUGACAAAGCUCUUGGUCAUCAGUGUGAAAUGUUCAUCAUUGACAUUAGGACUCCAGAAAGCGUACUUUCUCAGGAUGACAAUGUUUGCAGGACUAUGAUUGGUGGUUCUAGAAUCUCAUCUCUCCUUUGGGGAGCUCUUGACGAAACUAUCAUCACUGGUCAUGAGAAUGGUGACUUGACCAUCUGGGACAGUAGAACUGGAAAAAAAUUAAGCGAUGCUCAGGGACACAAAGGUCAAAUCAAUGACAUGCAGUUCAACAAAGAUUCUACAAUGUUUGUUACUGCUUCUAAGGAUCACACUGCUAAAUUGUUUGACAGUGAUUCCCUGGUUGCUCUGAAAACUUACAAAACUGAGCGUUUCGUGAACUCAGCUACCAUUUCGCCAAUCUACGAUCAUGUUGUUGUUGGAGGUGGUCAAGAUGCUAUGGAUGUAACGACGACAUCGACCAAACAAGGCAAAUUCGAUGCUCGUUUCUUCCAUCUCGUGUUUGAAGAAGAAUUUGCACGUCUGAAGGGUCACUUCGGUCCCAUCAACUCAUUAUCCUUUCACCCGAACGGUAGAAGUUUAGCUACUGGAGGAGAAGACGGUUACAUUCGUAUCAACACGUUCGACCAGUCUUACUUCGAUUUCCACUUUGAGUAUUAAGGUGUCUAAUAAAAAUAAAAUGUUAUUGUACGAAACGAAAAUGUUGCUAUUCAUUCCUAUGGAAAAAUUGUUAUCCAAUGUUAUAACUGCAUAAUUUAAUGAAAAACAUUUUUCAUGCAGAAAAUCAUGCCUAAAUAUAGU